CGUUGGGAGCUCACUGUGACACUAGAUUUUUCUUUUUUGUAGACAAGUGUGGAUCUAAAAAUUGGCUUGCAGUUUUAGUAAUGAAACAUUAAUUUAGUUUGUUCCAACACACAUUAUAAGUGCGAGGUACUGUGAUGUUCCUCAAUUAAAGACGCUGUCAUUCAUAGAGAUUAUUUGUUACAGUUCUCUUAAGUGAUAGCACUUUGCAGAUGAUUCAGUGAUGAGCAAGUACAACAAAAAUAUUUUGAACUGAAAAUUUUCCUAAUCCGGAAUAUACGUUAUAAGUGAUGAACGGAACGGAAGAAGCCUUGAUGAUUACGUGACAUGAAAAUUGCCACCAUUUGAAGAUUUGUUAUAGAACACCUUAAAAUAUGGUGUCUUGGGCAGGAAACAUUCAGGAUGAUCCAGUUCGACGCACGGUUUUGGAAGGGCAUGCGGCACUGGAACGAACAGCGAACAGUUUGGCACGUUCCCAGGCAAUUGCAGCUGAAACUGAGACACUAGGAGGAGAAGUGAUCGCUGAGCUGGGGGAGCAGAGGGAGAGUUUGUUGAGAAAAGUCAAAAUGAAAAUUAAUGAAGCGCCAGGUGAAGUAGGGGAAAAAGUACGGGCAAAAAUGCAAACGGUUUUGCAGAAGAACACUGGCCUGAAGGAGUUGUGUGCAGCUGCUGACAUACUUAGUGGAAAAUCCAGCACUCCUGACUGCAGCAUUCCUGUCCAACAUGUGCCGAAAAUGAGGCAUUACCUACAAACAAAUCCAUGGUACAGCAAUUGACACCCACUGGCACCAUUCUCUGGCGUAUUCAUGGGCAAUCCAAAGACUAAAUUCAGUAAUGAACACCAUAACUACACCAUAUCAGUUGAGUGUGAGCACAGAUGGAGUCAUCUACCAAAAAGUAAGUGACUAUAGGGAUAUAAUAUCAACUGAUAAGCUUGUAAAAUAAAAUGUGAAUUAUAUUGCUGGAUUUUGAAACGCAUUCAAAAGAGUAAACCACUCCUACCUCUUCCAGAAUACAUGGGCUAAGAACUGUCAAGAUUUCAUCAUCAUAAAGAAGUUCCUACAAAAUGCCAUAUCCAGAAUUACUGUAAAUGGUCAGUCCAGCAGUCCAUUCAAAAUCGGCAGCUCAGUAAGGCAUGGAUGCCUGAUGUCCAUGGCACUCUUCACCACUGCGAUAGUAGAGCUUCACAUUUUGAGCCUAAAUCAUAACAUCCAAGGGUUAACAAUACGGGCUCAGAGUAUUGUAUUUUGACGACAUUGGGUUUCUGGUAAUGGGUGCCAGUGAAAUACAAAAACGCUGCAGAUAAUAAACGAGUAAGAACUAGCAUCAAGUGCUAAAUUAACAGAAAUAAGUCUGGAAUAAUGAAUACUGGUUGUGGAUUAGAAGCUCUCACCCAAAGACAAAAUUCAGGAUAUUACGAAUAUGAAAAUUACAGAAAAAUAUGAAGUACAGAGAGUGGAUUUGGGAAAACAUCUACAUAACAUCUGAAAUAAAUUGGCAACAAGUCCUGCACCUGCCAAAAGUAUAUCAUCUGCUCUGGGUCCCUUCACCAGCUGCAGACAUAUCUUUAAAGUGAAAUCUGAAAUGCUGAAAUUGACUGCAGACAAUGGCAGUUUUAAAUCUUACAGAUGUGUACAAUGAAGUGGACACAAUGUACAUUUGUAAAACAUUCAGACAGUGGAAGAAGUCACCAAAUAACAUAGUGGCUUCUCUGUUAAAUGAAAUAGCGCAGCCCCCAGUAAUGUCCACAAUAUCCCAAAUGAAUUAUACCAUCUGAAACAUUUCCUCAUAAAAUAUAGUUACACUCAAAUGAGAACUGAGAACCUUAUGAUCAAAUUGAAAAAUGUGAACAAAAGCUUGAUGCAAAGUAGAAGCAGGAAUGUCAUAAAACAAAAGACAACUGGCACAAAAUCUGUAAGAAUAUUCGCAACCUGCUGUUACCGACCAGUAUAAGGGUUAAGUGGUACUGCAGUGUUAAUAAAGAAAUCACAACAAACUCAGGACUGUACUCCAAUCAUACUUUCAGAUUCUCCACUGUGUACCACCUGCAGUCUUACUGUCACCAAAGCACAUAAAAUUGUUUGCAGUAAUGCAAACAAUGUAUGGUUGUCCAUGAGAAAAAAAUGACCAACUAACCAAAGGACAUCGUCCAACACAAUAACACUGAUGUGCCUUCUACAUCCAGGUGAAGAACCUUACCUGAAAAUGAAAAAAGCUGUCAAUUAAUAAAAAGGACAUACAGUGUUUUACAUAUUCUCAAAAUGGGAAAUGACUGCACGAACUACAACAGAUUAAUAAUUAUGAGAAAUAUGUAUUCUUCCUCAGAAGAACUGUAAUGUGAAUUCUACCCAAAUGUCAACUAAAAAAUUAUUCAAUUGCCAAUUUCUUACAGAUUUUUGUACAAAGACUGAAAUGUGAAUGUGUUGUAGAGUAUAUGAUUUUUUAUAAACGGAAUUUGUUUUGUUAUGUUCUUUGAUUAUGUG
This is a messenger RNA of Schistocerca cancellata (South American locust), 2480 nucleotides long. It is a transcript of the gene Vti1b, whose product is annotated as vesicle transport through interaction with t-SNAREs homolog 1B. The record is from RefSeq and is a predicted model, not a curated record. Bases 372 to 773 code for a protein of 133 amino acids. NCBI's taxonomy places the organism in Eukaryota, Metazoa, Arthropoda, Insecta, Orthoptera, Acrididae. The transcript has 5 exons.